GGGAAAGAAUAUACAAGAAGCCAAAAAUGUCUUCUUUUACUUAUUCCCUAUUCACCACCAUUUUCUUAGUGCUAACAAUCUUUCUUCAUCCAUCAAAUGCUCAACUGAGUUCAACCUUCUACUCCAGCACGUGCCCCAACGUGUCUUCCGUUGUGCGCAGUGUUGUUCAGCAGGCUCUGCAAUCUGAUCCUCGUAUUGCUGCGAGCCUAACUCGUCUUCAUUUUCAUGAUUGCUUUGUUAAUGGAUGCGAUGGAUCCAUUUUGUUAGACGUAGGUGGCAACAUAACACUGAGCGAGAAAAAUGCAGGUCCCAACAACAAUUCAGCUCGUGGCUUUGAUGUAGUGGACAACAUAAAGACAUCUGUUGAAAAUUCAUGCCCUGGUGUUGUAUCUUGUGCUGAUAUUCUUGCCCUUGCUGCUGAAGCUUCUGUGUCUUUGGGAGGAGGUCCUUCAUGGAACGUACAACUAGGAAGAAGGGACGGUUUGAUUGCAAACCAAUCUGGUGCCAACACAUCCAUUCCCAAUCCAACUGAAAGCCUGGCCAAUGUCACAGCCAAGUUUGCUGCAGUUGGCUUAAACGUAACUGAUCUCGUUGCAUUAUCUGGUGCACACACUUUUGGCCGUGCGCAAUGUAGAUUUUUCAACCAGAGACUGUUCAACUUGAGCGGCACGGGUAGCCCUGAUCCCACGCUGAACGCAACCUAUUUGGCGACACUGCAGCAAAACUGUCCUCAAAAUGGAAGCGGCAACACUCUGAACAACCUCGACCCUUCGUCCCCAGACACCUUCGACAACAACUACUUCCAAAACCUUCUCAGCAAUCAGGGCCUUCUCCAAACCGACCAAGAGCUCUUCUCCACCAACGGCGCCGCCACAAUCUCCGUUAUCAACAACUUCGCCGCCAACCAAACCGCGUUCUUCCAAGCCUUUGCUCAGUCUAUGAUUAACAUGGGUAAUAUUAGCCCGUUGACUGGAAGCCGGGGUGAAAUCAGAUCCGAUUGUAAGAGGGUCAAUGGAAGUUAAAAAUGAGAGGUAGCAAGUUGUGUUCUUGAUAUAUACAGUAACUCAGCUACGUACCAUCAACAUUUACUUAAAACUUCGCGUUGUUAUUUGUGUGAUCAUGUCAAGAACUCAAGAUAUAAGGUAGGAUGUUAAAAUCGUUGUUUGAAUGUUUGACUACAUGUUGGUUUCUUUCCUUGCUUGCAUAAAGUGAUCUUAUAAGUAUAUAUAUUCCUCAUACAAUUCAACAAAUAAGUAUGGAUUCGCUGUAA
Glycine soja is the source of this 1270-nucleotide messenger RNA. RefSeq names its product peroxidase A2-like. Gene Ontology annotation, biological process: response to oxidative stress; hydrogen peroxide catabolic process. The record is from RefSeq and is a predicted model, not a curated record. NCBI's taxonomy places the organism in Eukaryota, Viridiplantae, Streptophyta, Magnoliopsida, Fabales, Fabaceae. Bases 27 to 1022 code for a protein of 331 amino acids. The transcript has 4 exons. Gene Ontology annotation, molecular function: peroxidase activity; heme binding.